Messenger RNA from Odobenus rosmarus divergens (Pacific walrus), 1456 nucleotides. RefSeq names its product OTU domain containing 3 (gene OTUD3). Lineage: Eukaryota; Metazoa; Chordata; Mammalia; Carnivora; Odobenidae. Bases 1 to 1197 code for a protein of 398 amino acids. The record is from RefSeq and is a predicted model, not a curated record. The transcript is spliced from 8 exons. Gene Ontology annotation, molecular function: cysteine-type deubiquitinase activity. Gene Ontology annotation, biological process: protein deubiquitination.
AUGUCCCGAAAGCAGGCGGCCAAGGGCCGGCCGGGAAGCGGCAGCCGGAAAGCCGAGGCCGAGCGCAAGCGCGACGAGCGGGCGGCGCGCCGGGCCCUGGCCAAGGAGCGGCGGAACCGGCCAGAGUCCGGCGGCGGCGGCGGCUGCGAGGAGGAGUUCGUCAGCUUCGCCAACCAGCUGCAGGCCCUGGGGCUGAAGCUGCGGGAGGUGCCGGGGGACGGCAAUUGCCUGUUCAGAGCACUUGGUGAUCAGUUGGAGGGACACUCAAGAAAUCAUCUCAAGCACCGACAAGAGACAGUGGAUUACAUGAUAAAGCAGCGGGAAGAUUUUGAACCCUUUGUAGAAGAUGACAUUCCUUUUGAGAAACAUGUGGCCAGUUUGGCAAAGCCUGGCACCUUUGCUGGUAAUGAUGCAAUCGUAGCCUUUGCAAGAAAUCAUCAAUUGAAUGUGGUGAUUCAUCAACUUAAUGCCCCUUUGUGGCAGAUUCGUGGCACGGAGAAGAGCAGUGUGAGGGAGUUACACAUCGCAUAUCGGUGCGGAGAGCACUAUGACAGCGUUCGGAGGCUCAAUGACAACUCGGAAGCCCCCGCACACCUCCAGACGGAUUUUCAGAUGCUUCAUCAAGAUGAAUCAAAUAAAAGGGAAAAGAUCAAGACAAAGAGCGUUGACUUUGAGGAUGACCUGAGAGAUGAAGUAGAAGAUGCUGUCCAGAAAGUUUGCAAUGCAACUGGAUGUUCAGAUUUUAAUUUGAUAGUCCAGAACCUGGAAGCUGAAAAUUAUAAUAUUGAAUCUGCAAUAAUUGCCAUGCUUCAGAUGAACCAGGGGAAAAGAAAUAAUGCAGAGGAGAACCUUGAGUCCAGCGGCCGAAGUCUGACGCAGUGUGGCCCUGUAUGGGAGGAGGACGGCAGUGGCACCAGACUCUUUGGAAAUCAGGGCUUAAAUGAAGGCAGAACUGAAAACAAUAAAGAGCGGGUCAGCCCUAGUGAAGAAAAUAAAGCAAAUAAAAACCAGCUCCUAAAGGUCACCAACAAACAGAGGCGGGAGCAGCAGCGACUGGAGAAGAAGAAGCGACAGGAGGAGAGGCACCGUCACAAAGCCCUGGAGAGCAGGAGUGGCCAUAGGGACAGCAACCGAGGUGAAGCAGAUGCGAACGCGCAGGUCACCUUGGUGAAGACCUUUGCUGCUCUCAACAUCUGACUCUCUGGCCUUCUGGGAGCUGUGAGAAGUCAAUGGAAAAUGGAGCGCUGUGUAGCAGGCUCUCCAGUGAGGCUGUCCUCUCACAAAAUGACACCCAACCCACAAAACUCACACACUGAGUUCGUCUCCUUCAAGUUGCCUCUGUUUUGCUCAAACUUUUGUUAGUGAUGUGUUUUAUUUUAUGAAAUUUCGGUGAAGCCAUUCAUGUUCUGUAAUUAAAAUAUCGAGUUCUAGGGUUGGAUAGUUAGUUCAGGCAAAA